Molecule: messenger RNA, 1518 nt
Organism: Saimiri boliviensis boliviensis (Bolivian squirrel monkey)
Lineage: Eukaryota; Metazoa; Chordata; Mammalia; Primates; Cebidae
Gene: CD300C
Product: CD300c molecule
Cellular component (GO): plasma membrane
Molecular function (GO): transmembrane signaling receptor activity
Source: RefSeq, a predicted model, not a curated record
GAAAUGCCCCAGCUUGGCUCUACCUUUUGGAGUGUGAGUAACACACUGAAACCAGAAGCUGUGGGCUGUGCGGAAGUGGAUGCAUUCCCACCCAAGGGACCCUGGACUUUGCCAGACCUCAGGGUUGAGAGGAGCCGCGAGGACCAUCCCAGAGCUGUCAGCCCCAGCCUCAGCCCUGGCGGCUCUCCCCUGAGCUUCCUGUACCCUGACCCUCUCCAGCCUUAGACCUGAGACAGGGCUAGUCAAGGAAGCUGAGAGCAGAAGAAAAGCAGAAGGGAAGCUCAGAUCUGCUGGGAGGAGGCUCCACGCUGUCCCCUCCUGAGGUCUUGCACAGCUGCAGGUGACAUCCACGCUGCAGGAAUGACAGCCAGGGCCUGGUCCUCAUGGUGGCCUUCAGCUCUGCUCCUCCUGCUUGUCCCAGGCUGUUUUGCUCUGAGCGGCCCCAGCACCGUGGCGGGCCCCGUGGGCGGAUCCCUGAGCGUGCAGUGUGGGUAUGAGGAGGAACACAGGAGACUCAACAAAUACUGGUGCAGAGCACGGUGGACUAUUGGAUGUGUCACUAUUGUGGAGACCAGAGGGUCAGCAGGAAAAGUGAGGAAUGGCCGAGUGUCCAUCAGGGACCAUCCUACAAACCUCAGCUUCACAGUGACCCUGAAGAAUCUUACAGAGGACGACGCAGGCACAUACUGGUGUGGGGUGGAUACACCAUGGCUCCGAGACUUGGAGGAUCCCGUCAUCGAGGUUGAGGUGGCCGUGUUCCCAGCCCUGACAACCACAGCCUCCAGCCCUCAGAGCUCUACGGGCACCUGGGGUCCUCCCACGAAGCUGCUCGUGCACACCUGGCCCAUCCCGACCAGAGAGGACAGCCCCGAUCCCAGCCCACAGCCUGGCUCCCUGCUCAGCAGCCCCCACUUCCUGCUCCUGGUCUUUCUGAAGCUGCCCCUGCUCCUGAGCAUGCUGGGUACCGUCCUUUGGGUGAACAGGCCUCAGAGAAGCUCAAGAAGCAGGCAGAGUCAGCCGGACGGUGAGAACCAGUAGCAUCAGCUGUGCAUCAAGGCCCUGCGCUGUGACAGAGCCCCUCUAUGGGACUGGAAUGACCACCUGACCAUCCCUCCCGGGCUGCUCUCUCUGUGUCUCCUGGGAUCCUCUGUGAGCCUCCCCCAGCCUUUUCCCUGUGCCUGAUCCUCAUGUGUCACGCGUGAACCUGAUGGACACAGACGCCCUGAGCUGGGACUCCACGUCUCAUGUGCACACCCUGCCCAGCUGAGCCUUGGGCUGUCACCAACACUUCUGUGUGCCCGGAUGCCCUCCCUGCUCCCUUCCAUUUCUCCAGGAGCCUGGGAUUGCUUCCCCCACUGUUUUCACAGGGAGAGGCGGGUCCCGGACUCCCCUGCACCUUCGCCACCGUAAUGGCCAACACUCCCUGGGUCCAGGAGGUCAGAAUAAGUGGCUGCGUCCAUUUGCUGAGUGUGUCGAUUCAACGGUGCUGUCAAACACCAAGAAAUGACAAUGUGUAGG